Messenger RNA from Colletotrichum lupini, 936 nucleotides. RefSeq names its product multidrug resistance protein. Bases 1 to 936 code for a protein of 311 amino acids. Gene Ontology annotation, biological process: transmembrane transport. The transcript is spliced from 2 exons. The record is from RefSeq and is a predicted model, not a curated record. Lineage: Eukaryota; Fungi; Ascomycota; Sordariomycetes; Glomerellales; Glomerellaceae. Gene Ontology annotation, cellular component: membrane. Gene Ontology annotation, molecular function: ATP binding; ATPase-coupled transmembrane transporter activity; ATP hydrolysis activity.
AUGGGGUCGCAAUCGGGCGGCGUUCUGUUCGGCUUUUCGUCGAACGUUUCGAGAGCACAUUCGGCGGCAAAUCACAUCAUUGACUUGCGCAUAUCGCGGCCUCCCAUCAAUACCUCCUCCGGCGUCAAGGAAUUGCCGGAGAGCGAGAACAACCGGGUAGCCAUCGAAUUCCGCGACGUGACCUUUGCAUACCCCAGCCGGCCAAAUCGCUCUGUACUACACGGUCUCAAUCUCAAGAUCCUAAGGGGCCAGUCCGUUGGCAUCGUAGGCGCCUCGGGCUGCGGUAAAAGUACCAUUGUUGCCCUUCUAGAGCGAUUUUACGACAUCAACUCUGGACAGCUCCUCGUUGAGGGCACAACUAUCCGAGAUUUGGACGUACAAUUUCACCGCUCCCGCAUCGGCCUUGUGUCGCAGGAUACCGCGCUCUUCCAGGGCAGCAUCCGGGAUAACAUUCUCCUUGGUCUUCCAGACGAUGAAGCGGCGGCGCCCGACGCAGAUGAUCGCGUGGAGCGCGCGUGCCGCUCGGCCAACAUGCAUGAUUUUAUUAGCAGCUUGCCCGACGGAUACGCGACCGACGUCGGAAACCGCGGUGUCGCUCUCUCCGGGGGUCAGCGCCAACGUCUCGAAAUCGCUCGAGCGCUAAUCCGCGAGCCGGAGGUGUUACUCUUUGAUGAAGCCACUAGCGCCCUAGACACCGCCAACGAGGUGCUGGUACAAGCUGCCAUCGAGGCGGUCGCGCGAGAGAAGCCUGGCCGGACCACCAUUGCCGUGGCUCAUCGCCUGUUGACUAUACAGCGCUGCGACCGAAUUUUUGUGCUGCACAGAGGCCAAGUUGCUGAGGACGGCACUCAUGAGGAACUUUUCCAGAGGCGGGGAAUGUACUAUGAGAUGGUCUUGGCUCAAUCGCUGGACAGAGAGGUUGUCGAGAUUGUCUAA